This is a messenger RNA of Cuculus canorus (common cuckoo), 1896 nucleotides long. It is a transcript of the gene MAD2L1, whose product is annotated as mitotic arrest deficient 2 like 1. Lineage: Eukaryota; Metazoa; Chordata; Aves; Cuculiformes; Cuculidae. Gene Ontology annotation, cellular component: kinetochore; cytoplasm; nucleoplasm. Gene Ontology annotation, biological process: mitotic spindle assembly checkpoint signaling. The record is from RefSeq and is a predicted model, not a curated record. The transcript is spliced from 5 exons. Bases 41 to 661 code for a protein of 206 amino acids.
CGGGUCUGGGUUCAAACCGGGCGGCGCGGGAGCAGCGCUCAUGGCCAAACAGCUCAGCCGCGAGCAGCAGGGCAUCACCCUCCGCGGCAGCGCAGACAUCGUGGCCGAGUUCUUCUCCUAUGGAAUCAACAGCAUCCUCUACCAGCGGGGCAUCUACCCCCCUGAAACCUUCACCCGCGUCCAGAAAUAUGGGCUCACCCUCCUCGUCACCACCGACUGCGAGCUGAAGAACUACCUCAACAAUGUGGUGGAGCAGAUGAAAGAGUGGCUCUACAAAUGCAUCGUGCAGCGCCUGGUGGUGGUCAUCUCCAGCAUCGAGAACAAUGAGGUGCUGGAGCGGUGGCAAUUUGACAUAGAGUGUGACAAAACCAUCAACGAUCAGAGUGCACCACGAGAAAAAUCUCAGAAAGUUAUUCAGGAAGAAAUUCGAUCUGUCAUCAGACAAAUAACAGCCACAGUAACUUUUCUGCCACUGCUGGAGACUCCCUGUGCCUUUGACUUGCUGAUAUACACAGACAAAGACUUGGCUGUGCCAGAGAAGUGGGAAGAGUCAGGACCACAAUUCAUAGCCAAUUCAGAAGAGGUUCGUCUUCGUUCCUUCACUACUACAAUCCACAAAGUAAAUAGCAUGGUGGCUUACAAGAGGGAUUCCGUUCCCUAAGACGGGGUCGGAGGGGGGAGGUUGUACAUAUCCUGUCACCUUGUAUAGUGUCCGUUCAUAGUGCAGCUAAGUCGUAAACACAUCAUUAAUGUUGCUCUUGCUGGAGUUUGAUACAGAAGAACUGUAACGUGUUUGUCUGUGAUAAGGUGCUGUAACACCGGAGUGAGCUGGCAGUUUUUAAAGAGGUCUGAAGAAAGUGUUUAUAGUGAUAAGUAUAAGCCAAACUAAUGCUGUAUUAAGGAUACUGUAUUCACUACAAAAACUGCCUACAUCUAGGAUUGAUUGCUACAUUGGUGUUCAAAUCCUGUAAUUUAGUAUUCUAAGAUUACUAUGAACUGCCUUCCAUUAGCAGGCUUAGGUUCUCUCUAGCACUAAAAAAUCUGACUCCUGACAUGCUUAUGCUCCAUAUUAAAAGCCUCUGCUGUUUUAUUACCAGAAAUCCUAAAACCAAUCAACAGGACAAUUCUGUAUUUGUACCUGUUUACAAUCAAAGCAGCUGAUUAUCAAAAACAUCUUACACACAUGAAGCCUUCCAUAUUCGUGACUGUUGGAUUAGUUCUGGGGAUGGUGGUGUUUAGGUCACUGUCAUAUGUCUCUAGUGUCUGUCGAGCAUUUUAUAUGUUUGUAUUCCUGUUUUACAGAAUAAAGUUUCAAAUUUUAUAGUGUUCUCUAAUUCAAAGUCUGUAGUAUUUAAUAUUUUAGGUGGUUUCAUACAUGCUACACUUUAGUUUGUAAACUUUCAUAGAACCAAUACCCUAAAGGCAUCCUGCUUCCAUUGUUAAACUGUUUCAUCUGAGUCUCAGAACUACUGUUGUGGAGUCAAUAUGAAAUCCACUCAGGGAUAAGCCCUGAAUGUAAUUUGUUCCCACUUAAGCCUUUUAACAGCCAUAGUGACUUCCACAUUUGUUAAACAGCACAGCACAUUUCCUGCUUUCUUCAAACAUUUUUGUACUGGGAUAAAUUAGGGAUUUAAAAUUGUAAGUGGUAACAGAAAUUCCAGGCUCUUCCAUGUUUUUUUUUUUUCUUGUUUCCUUCACCAAAAUCACUUUAUCCAGAGUAUUUUAACUCUUCCAGAGUUGUAUACUACUUCUUAGAAUAGUAUAAAUUCAGAGGUUUAUUUAAAAAGACUUUCAUUACAUGUACUCCACCACUGUAUUGCAAAACUUCUGGGCUUUCCUACCAGGAAAGUUCUCCAGCAGCCCCAAGACAGAACUGAAAAAGCAGCUUUUGGGCAG